AUGAAUAGCACCAGACACCAGUCUCUGUUCUUUGUCAGUCUGCCUGAGCUGCACAAACUCUGUGCUGCUACAGUAACACUGAGUUCUCAGAUACCAGAAGUUGAGUCAAGGAGUACACAGAUAAAGACUUGCAGGCAAUUAUUAUUCCUGUAUCAAGAGAUCCUUUCUGCACCUGUUAUGGGGACACUGAAUCAAAUUUCGGUUGUGAUGGCGAUACCAUUUUACGAAUCGGGAAUAUGUCAAGCCUAUGUAGAGAGACAUGGAGCUGCUCUGGAAGCACCACAAACAGUUACUCCAGCCCUUCUCCAAACCUGUCUCUCCUACACACUUACAGCCAGGCUUGCACCCAGAUGGAACAAAGCUGGUCAUCUCUUGGUGCAAGGGAAAGACUUUUUGUCUCAUUCAGGAAGGCAAAAUGCUGUUGUUAUAGACCUCAAUGUGUCAGAGAAGCAGCUUUGCAUUAGUGUGGAGCCUUGCUCAAUUCGGCUGCCACCCCCUGAGCUGGGAGAUUUUGAUAUUUCAGCAAAUAUCGUAAAGCUGUUUGACAGCAAUGAAAACACAGUUAUUCAGCAACAUUCCAUACUAAGUAACUGGUGCUAUGUUUUGCCAAGCAUGAAAAUGGGUCAAAUCAUAAACAUUAGCCAUAUAAUUCCUCCAGAAUCUCCUUUCCGUUCAUAUAAGGAUUUUCAGAUGCACUGGAAGAAUCUGUAUGGAUAUAUUCUUCCUGAGGAUCUUGAAGAGACAAAAAUAUACUUGAGUGUUUACUUCAAACCAAUAGGGGAAAGAUUCUUCACGUACCCUUUAAAUUGCAUCCGAAGUCAGCCAGUGCAGUAUUUCCCCAGAACAGAUGCAGAAAGUGUAGUGAGCUCUUUUAUUUCUGACAUGAAGAGCAAUUUUUCACAGCUGUGUGGAUUUCCAGUAAAGAUGACAAGUAAAGCACUUUAUGCUACAAAGGAACUCUGCAAGGCUUCAGUGCAUGAAAUAAAACCUAAGCGUACGAAAUUGGACGGUGAGAUGGUUUGUGUAGUAUCUCUAACGCAGGUUCCUCCAAGAAAACCGACUUUGCCUGAAAUUCCUUCACCGUGCAGUACGGAAAACAGCCACUGGAUGGAGCGUUUGAUCAAAGAGCCUGGAACAAACAAUUUGUCGAGUAGCAGUAGCAGUUUUUCGAGUACAGGAGGGGUUAGCAUUGAAGCAACAGAGAAAUCAAUGAGCAAUAUGCAAAUUCCAGGCGUUCUACAGUUACCAACUGCAAAAUCUUUAGGAACACCUGUAAACUCAGCCUUUGAAGCCACGCUUCCAAAAGUCAGCGAAAUUAUACCAAUUUUCAAAGGAAAGUUGAUGCAAAUGAAUGGAAAGAUCACAAAUCAAACAGAUAGGAAGAAAAAGGAAAAUGCUGAAAGGCAUUCACCAAUAAAAAGUGUGGGUGUUUCGUCUUCUAUGCCGACUGUGCACAAAUCCAGCAUAACUCAGAUUUUCAAACACAUUCAAAAUAUGCCAGUCAAAACUCCUACUGACAGCAGCGUGCUUCAGGUAAAGAACAUGAAGACACACGCAAAACAUGGUACACCCAUAUUCCAAUGGAAAACCCAGUCUAGUGGACAAAUGGCUAACUCUGAUUUUUCUGAAAACUCAGCUUCAGGUGGGAAUCCACGUGAAGUCAAUCACAAAAAGGCAAAAUCUCCAUUCUUUCUUAAGAAUUUUGGGCCAAUGCUUCAGAAAUCAAACACCAGUCCAUGUCUGAAUACACAUGAAUCUUUUAGUUCCAGUGCAAGAAGGGGGAAAAAGUUUACAAGUCAAAAUACUGCUCAAUUUCUUGAGAAACAACACCAAUCAACGGAAGUGCAUUUGCAGAUUUGUAAAUUAGACAGUGAAAUGACAAAUUCCAGUUUGUCACUGCAACAAACAAAGAGAUCAAAUAAAGGAUCUGGGUUAAAUAUUCAUGAAUCUGUCUUCAAAGAUACAGUGUGCAUGGCCAAGGGUGAGGGAAACAAAGCAGCAUGCCACUCUAAGGACUGUACUGCUGUGACAACCAGUCAUCAUUCCAAACCUAACUUUGAACAGCUGAUUACAGGGAACAAGUAUCUGACAUGUGAAACACUGACCUCAAAACUGACUUUGCCAGUCAAGGAGAGCACCAUGGAAGCACCUGUAAAGAAAAGUUGUGCCAGACAAAGACAGCAGAAAGAAGAAGGUUAUUCAAAGUUAAAGAGAGCCAAAAGAAGUAAAACUUCUACUUAA
This is a messenger RNA of Lonchura striata (white-rumped munia), 2241 nucleotides long. Lineage: Eukaryota; Metazoa; Chordata; Aves; Passeriformes; Estrildidae. The record is from RefSeq and is a predicted model, not a curated record.